This is a messenger RNA of Jaminaea rosea, 1158 nucleotides long. RefSeq names its product ribosomal protein L17. Gene Ontology annotation, molecular function: structural constituent of ribosome. Lineage: Eukaryota; Fungi; Basidiomycota; Exobasidiomycetes; Microstromatales. Gene Ontology annotation, biological process: translation. Bases 28 to 1071 code for a protein of 347 amino acids. Gene Ontology annotation, cellular component: mitochondrial large ribosomal subunit; ribosome. The record is from RefSeq and is a predicted model, not a curated record. The transcript has a single exon.
CUCCUCACCUCGGUUCGCUCGCUCGCAAUGAAAGGCCUCGCCUUCCGUAAACUGUCCCGCACAUCAGGGCAUCGCAAUCACCUGCUGCGUAACCUCGUCACCUCCCUCUUCCACCACGAGCGCAUUCAGACUACAGUCGCCAAGGCAAAGGAGGCGCAACGCGAGGCAGAGAAGGUCAUUACCGCUUUGAAACGAUCGCACGAUGAGCAGAGGAGGGGUCACGACCAGCAGUGGUAUGCAGCAAAGGGCUACGUCUUUUCAGCGGCCGAUGAUACCAUCUUGCACAAACUGGCGAAGCGCUAUGCGGAGAGACCGGGGGGCUAUACGAGGUUGCACCUCUACGGCAAUCGACCAGGGGACCAUGCUCCGCGAGCGCUUUUGGAGUUGGUGGAUAACGACAAGGGAGAUCUAAGACUGGAGUUGACGGCGAGGUGUAUGGCUAGGCAGGUAUUCAUGGAGGGAAAGAAGCGCAGCAGCAGCUCCUCGUCGGCGAGCAUGACGGCCAUCACGCCAUUGACCUGCCCCAACCCGGAGAAGGACUCGCGCUUCCUCCCUCAAACACGCACAAGGAUCGCACAACUUCUCCGCUUUCCUGAUGGGAGGGAUGCAAGGUUGGCGUCGUUGCUCUCGCGCGCAAAUGAGCACUUGUUCAGGCUGAGGGCAGAGGAUCAGCUCGACGGCGGAGCGGUAGUAGUGGACGAGGAACGCAUGGCGACGGGAGAGUGGAAGGACAUGCAGCCGAGGGGUAGGCUCUUGACCCCUCCUGUCAAAGGCAGGAGGCUGAUGGCCGGCAUGGCUCCUUCCCUCUCGAUGCCAGGGGCCCCCGCAGCCGGCGAGACUACUUCGAGAGCCACAGGCGGCAAGGCGCAGCAGCAGCGCUCUCGCUUCUUCGAGCCGCAACCUCUUAAGGGCACGACGCAGAAUUCUGUCAUUCGACUGGGCAAGGGGGCCUUUGCGAGACGAGGUGGGGUGGAUAGGGUGGCAGGCAACCCGGUUGCAUUUAGGAGCGCGGCGAGGAAGGGGGAAGUCAAGGCGAGGGCGAGUGGGAAUGCGAGGGUCAGGUAUUCAUGAGGCGGAGAGGAGAGGGAUGAGGCGAAAUUGUACCACCAUCAUUUGAGCGCAAAGAGCGCGUAGCAUGCAUACACUCUUACUCGCCGG